AGACGGCGCUCCUCACACAGAGCUGCCCUCGACCCGGGCGAAUGCAGGCUUGUGCUGCCGCUGCCGCCGCCGCCGCCGCCGCCGCCGCCGCCGCCGCCGGGCCGAGUGACAAAGGAAGGAAGGAAGCGAGGAGGAGCCGGCCCCGCAGCCACUGACAGGGCCCGGGCUGGGGGCAAAGCGCGGACACUUCCUGAGCGGGACCGUGCAGAAGCGAGGGGCGGGAGGGCGGCCGCGCUGGUGCCUUGGACGGGGGAGGGGGCCCCGAGGGACGGAAGCGGUUGCUGGGUUCCCAUGUCCCCGGCGUAUGGGGAGCAGUCGAGGAGCCGCUGCCUGGGGUCUGAAGGGAGCUGCCUCCGCCACCGCCGCCGCCAUGGCCGCUGGAUCCAGCCGCCGCCUGCAGCUGCUCCUGGCGCAAUGAGGAGAGGAGCCGCCGCCACCGCCCGCCUCUGACUGACUCGCGACUCCGCCGCCUUCCAGUUCGCCGGGCCCGUGCCGUCAGGCUGCCGGAUCCCGCCGCUGUCGGAGCCGCAGCGUUUCCCGACGCAUCUCCGAGGCACCCCCUCCCUCUCCCUCCCUCCUUCCUUCCCAUCCCCCUUUCUUUUCAAGCGUGAGACUCGUGAUCCUUCCGCCGCUUCCCUUCAUUGACUCGGAAAAAAAAUCCCCGAGGAAAAUAUAAUAUUCAGAGUACUUAUUUUCAAUCAAGUAUCUGCCCCCGUUUCACGUGAUAUAUAUUUUUUAGGACCUCCCAACCAUUUCUCCCCUCCAAGGAAAGGGAGGGGAAAGAAUUGUAUUUUUUUCCCAGCUCCCGAUCAAUCUAUAUGUUAAAUAUCCGUACUGAUCUGUCUUCAAGGAGAAAUACAUCGCUCGCUUUUUUUUAUAGCUGUACAAAAGGAGUGAAAAGCCAAGAGGACGAAGUCUUUUUCUUGUGGGAGAACUUAAUGCUGCAUUUAUCAUUAACCUAACACCCCAACUUAAAACAAAAGGAAGAAAAGGAGGAAGGAAGGAAAAGAAGGUGAUUCGGAAAGAGAGUGAUCAUGUCAGGGCGGCCCAGAACCACCUCCUUUGCGGAGAGCUGCAAGCCAGUGCAGCAGCCUUCAGCUUUUGGCAGCAUGAAAGUUAGCAGAGACAAGGAUGGCAGCAAGGUGACCACAGUGGUGGCAACUCCUGGACAGGGUCCAGACAGGCCACAAGAAGUCAGUUAUACAGACACUAAAGUGAUUGGGAAUGGGUCAUUUGGUGUGGUAUAUCAAGCCAAACUUUGUGAUUCAGGAGAACUGGUUGCCAUCAAGAAAGUAUUGCAGGACAAGAGAUUUAAGAACCGAGAGCUCCAAAUCAUGAGAAAGCUAGAUCACUGUAACAUAGUCCGAUUGCGUUAUUUCUUCUACUCAAGUGGUGAAAAGAAAGAUGAGGUCUAUCUUAAUCUGGUGCUGGACUAUGUUCCGGAAACAGUAUACAGAGUUGCCAGACACUAUAGUCGAGCCAAACAGACGCUCCCUGUGAUCUAUGUUAAGUUGUAUAUGUAUCAGCUGUUCCGAAGUUUAGCCUAUAUCCAUUCCUUUGGAAUCUGCCAUCGGGAUAUUAAACCACAGAACCUCUUGUUGGAUCCUGAUACAGCUGUCUUAAAACUCUGUGACUUUGGAAGUGCAAAGCAGCUGGUCCGAGGAGAACCCAAUGUUUCGUAUAUCUGUUCUCGGUACUAUAGGGCACCAGAGUUGAUCUUUGGAGCCACUGAUUAUACCUCUAGUAUAGAUGUAUGGUCUGCAGGCUGUGUGUUGGCUGAGCUGUUGCUAGGACAACCAAUAUUUCCAGGGGACAGUGGUGUGGAUCAAUUGGUAGAAAUAAUCAAGGUCCUGGGGACACCAACAAGGGAGCAAAUUAGAGAAAUGAACCCAAACUACACAGAAUUCAAAUUCCCUCAAAUUAAGGCACAUCCUUGGACUAAGGAUUCGUCAGGAACAGGACAUUUCACCUCAGGAGUUCGGGUCUUCCGACCUCGAACUCCACCAGAGGCGAUUGCACUAUGUAGCCGUCUGCUGGAGUAUACCCCAACUGCCCGAUUGACACCACUGGAAGCUUGUGCACAUUCAUUUUUUGAUGAAUUACGGGACCCAAAUGUCAAACUACCAAAUGGGCGAGACACACCUGCACUCUUCAACUUCACCACUCAAGAACUGUCAAGUAAUCCACCUCUAGCUACCAUCCUUAUUCCUCCUCAUGCUCGGAUUCAAGCAGCUGCUUCAACCCCUUCAAAUACCACAGCAGCCUCAGAUGCUAAUGCUGGAGACCGUGGACAGACCAAUAACGCCGCUUCCGCAUCAGCUUCCAACUCCACCUGAACAGUCCCAAGCAGCCAGCUGCACAGGAAAAACCACCAGUUACUUGAGUGUCACUCAGCAACACUGGUCACAUUUGGAAAGAAAAUUAAAAAGAGAAAAAAAACCUGUUCAUUUUAGUGUUCAAUUU
Eubalaena glacialis (North Atlantic right whale) is the source of this 2463-nucleotide messenger RNA. It is a transcript of the gene GSK3B, whose product is annotated as glycogen synthase kinase 3 beta. Bases 1035 to 2336 code for a protein of 433 amino acids. The record is from RefSeq and is a predicted model, not a curated record. Gene Ontology annotation, biological process: regulation of neuron projection development; protein phosphorylation; insulin receptor signaling pathway. The transcript is spliced from 12 exons. Gene Ontology annotation, molecular function: protein serine/threonine kinase activity; tau-protein kinase activity; beta-catenin binding. Lineage: Eukaryota; Metazoa; Chordata; Mammalia; Artiodactyla; Balaenidae. Gene Ontology annotation, cellular component: beta-catenin destruction complex; axon; cytosol.